Messenger RNA from Rotaria sordida, 2470 nucleotides. The record is from the annotation of a GenBank genome assembly. Lineage: Eukaryota; Metazoa; Rotifera; Eurotatoria; Philodinida; Philodinidae.
AGAGCCCAUAUGGGAAAACCUCUGAUUGGCUUGAUUUCGGCUUCGCGAAAUCCUAUUGGCCAAGAGGCUUUAGAGGAAAAUCUCUGAUUGGCUCGAUUUCGGCUUCGCCAAACCUCAUUGACUAAGAGCCCAUAUGGCAAAAUCUCUGAUUGGUUCGAUUUCCACUUCGCUAAAUCCCAUUGGUUAAGAACCCAUAUGGGAAAAUCUCUGAUUGGUUCGAUUUCGACUUCGCGAAAUCUCAUUGGCUAAGAGCCCAUAUGAGAAAACCUCUGAUUGGCUCGAUUUCGUCUCAGCGAAAUCUCAUUGGCUAAGAGCCCAUAUGGGAAAACCUCUGAUUGGCUCGAUUUCGUCUCAGCGAAAUCUCGUUGGCUAAGAGCCCAUAUGGGAAAACCUCUGAUUGGCUUGAUUUCGGCUUCGCGGAAUCCUAUUGGCCAAGAGGCUAUAGAGGAAAACCUCUGAUUGGCUCGAUUUCGGCUUCGCCAAAUCUCAUUAGCUAAGAGGCCAUAUGGGAAAAUCUCUCAUUGGCUCAAUUUCGUCUCCGCGAGAUCUCAUUGGCUAAGAGCCCAUAUGUGAAGACUUCGGAUUGGCUUGAUUUCAGGUUCGCGAAAUCUCAUUGGCCAAGAGCCUAUAGGAGAAAACCUGUAAUUGGUUGGAUUUCGGCUUCGUGAAAUCUCAUUGGCUAAGAGCCUAUAUGGGAAAACCUCUGAUUGGGUCGAUUUCGGCUCCGCCAAAUCGCAUUGGCUAAGAGCCCAUAUCGAAAAACCUCUGAUUAGCUCUAUUUUGCAUCCGCGAAAUUCUAUUGGCUAAGAGCCCAUAUCGGAAAAAUGUCUGAUUGGCUGGAUUUGCUCGACGCGCAAUCUCAUUGGUUGAUAGCCCAUCUCGAAAAACCUCUGGUGAGACUGGAAGUCAAUUUUUGUGUAUAUUUUCACAAGGAACUCCUCUGAAGGUUAAAAAAACAUUUUUCCGUUCUGUGCGAACGAACGAACGAAGUUACGAACGUAGUUACGAACGAAGUUACGAACAGACAAACCUAACUCGGUGUAUGACCCUCCUUUCAGUAGAGGGAAUAAAGGCAAUGUCUGAACGUUAUUUAUUCAUUAUUGAUUCGAUAGGUAGUACAAUUCACUUUGAAUAUGUACUUUUCCUAAAGCGUUCAUUUCAUUCAAACGACAUCUAGCAACUCAUUAUUUCAAUUGAAUGUAUAGAAAAAGUUUCCAUUCAAUAUCGAGAAAACAAUGGAAUAUAUGAUAACUUUUUUUCCUUUGUUUUCAGAAAACUUACACUUAUUGAACACAUUUCGAUAUUUUACCAAUCCAUAUCUUUCUAUUUUAUUUUUUUUAGAUUUUCUUUCAUUAUCCACAAAAGUGUUUUUUUUAAUGGACGAAGAAAAUCUCGAUUCGUUCAAAAAAUUAUUGUUUGAUAAUGCUCUUGGUAAUAUAAGUAAUAUCUAUUUGCACUUUAUAUCUUUUUGGCUCCCAUACUAUCUUUUUUAGAGUCAUCACCACAUACAGGUAAACAACGUCGAUGGCGUGCGAAGAAAAAAGAUCAACAUCAUCGUACUCAAUUAUCUCUACAUCGUUUACUAGUUGAACAAAUGGUAAAUAACUUAUUUUAAUCGAGCUAGCUCAACAUACAACGAUGAUGAAGUUUGAAAAAAUAAGUAUUUUUUUUUUUGAUAAUGAAAAUUUUGUUUUUUUUGUGUUAAAAAGCUGAAACUGCUUUAAUAACAUGUGAAAUUAAAAGUAUUUUUUUGUUUUUUUUACAUUUUUUUGUACACGGUGUGCAAAACUUAUAAUAAAAUGAUAUGAAAAAGAAAGUAAUAAUAACCUACAAAAGGCUUCUUUAAUGUGACCAGAAUCAGCCAAGAAACACAAGAAAUAAGAAACAGACAAGAAUCUAAGAAAAAAAGAAUUAGGCAAGAGCAUCAAGAAGAAUAAGAAUCAGACAAGAAUUCAUGAAAAGCAAGAAUCAGGCAAGAAGACAAGAGUAUAAGAAUCUUGUCUGGAGAAGAACUUCUUGCCUCACCAGCCAAGAUUCGGUCUACACGAAUCUUGUCAGAAAGGCAAGAUCAGUUUUUUCAGGCAAGAAUCUUGUAUAGAAGGAAUGGAAAAAGAAUCUUGUCUGAAAACCAAGAAAAACAAGAACCUGGAAAGAAUAGGGCAAGAUCGUCGAUUAGUGAUGUUUUCAUUCUUAUAAAUAUUUGUUUUCUCUCUAUUUUAGUUUUCCAUCAGAAUAUAUUGGUACAUUAACAAGUGUUAUGUGGACUUUAGUUGGUGUUAUUGCUACUGUUCAAUGUGAUUUAAUUCAAUUAACAGAUGAUAUAUUUCGUUCAUGGAGAGCAUGGUUAAUUGUAUUAUCACUUGUUAUAUUGAUGUCAUGUCAUUUAAUUCAACUAUGGUGGAAAUAUGUACGAGAGUUAAGAAAAAAACCAAUGCCAACUGUUGAAAUAAGUAACAUCAUCAAAUUUUGA